AUGAGCUCGAUACCCAAGACACCGUCGCGCUAUCGUUCCCGCUCAGAUGCAAAAACACCGCUGACUCCAUCGUUGCUCUCGGCGCUGAACGCCUUUUCGAUAUCCCCCACCAAAGGUCACAAACAGUCCACCCGAGCUGCUGAUCUAUCCAAUCCUUUCAUCUCCCGUUCACGACCAGUAUCGCCAGCCAAGCGAACCACUUCAGCUGGAGUCCCUGCAUACGACUCUUUCCAGAGACAGGCCAGUGGUGGUGUCAUCAGAAAGGGCGGCGUAGAAAGCAGGCUUGAUGUCGUCUCUCGAGACUACGUUCCACCCCAAUCACAGCCAAAGACCGAGCUCAAACGCUCUCGUUCGACGCCUGCAACCCGUGAUAGAGCUCACUCCAACGGCGAUCGCUUCAUUACCAACCGUGAAGAGACAGAGGUUGCAGCUACCCUCGAACUAAUGAGUCUCAAUCCCAAGUCUGCUUCACCAGGGCACACAGCGCGUCUCGCCGCAGCUGCUGGCGUACCGCUAAAUCGUCGUGUCUUAGCAUAUCAUGAAGCCCCUCCUGCGUCUUCAUCUGACUCAUCACUCGCCCAGCAGCGUGAGAUCGCCCGUCCAUUAUAUGCCCGUCCAGGUGCUUUGCCUUCAUCUACCGGCACGACCACCAAUAAAUCGCGCCGGAUCCCCACACAACCUGAGCGUGUUCUUGAUGCUCCAGGUAUGGUUGACGAUUUCUAUCUCAAUCUUGUGUCCUGGUCGUGCCAGAAUGCUGUUGCUGUCGCACUGGCCGAGAGUACUUACAUAUGGCGCGCCGACGUCGGCGCUGUCUCUCAUCUUUGCGAGGCUCCCGAGGGCUCAUACGUCUCAUCGGUUGAUUUCUCAAAUGACGGCGCGUACCUUGGUAUAGGCCUUGGUACCGGCGAGGUCGAGUUGUGGGACGUGGAAGCUGGGCAGAAACUCAGGACAAUGGCUGGACAUCAGGGUCAGAUAGCUGUACUCUCCUGGCACGCCCACAUUCUUAGUUCAGGUUGCGGAGAUGGUAGUAUAUGGCAUCAUGAUGUGCGUGUUCCGAGACACAAGGUCAUGGAGUUACUUGGACACACCGGUGAAAUUUGCGGUUUGAAAUGGCGAGAAGACGGUGAGCUGCUUGCAAGUGGGGGAAAUGAUAACGUCGUCAACAUUUGGGAUGGGCGUGUGGGCGAUGUUGGGGAAGGUACGCAAGGAACAGCAAAGUGGACUAAGCGUAAUCAUACAGCUGCUGUCAAGGCCAUCGCAUGGUGUCCGUGGCAACCUUCUCUUCUUGCUAGUGGGGGCGGCACGAACGAUGCCACUGUUCACAUAUGGAACAGCAGCACUGGUGCCCGUCUACACUCCUUGAAGACACCUUCUCAGGUGACAUCUAUUCAAUGGUCUCCUCAUAAGAAAGAGUUCAUGACAACACACGGGUACCCCACAAACGCCAUCAUGGUACAUGCUUACCCCUCUCUCGAGCGCAUCGCUGAGAUCAGAGAUGCACACGACUCCAGAGUGCUAUACUCAGCUGUUUCGCCAGCUGGGGAUGUGGUCUGUACUGGGGCUGGGGACGAGAAUCUCAAAUUUUGGAGAAUAUGGGAAGCUGCCUCUACGAAGAAGAAAAGAGUUGAUGGAAAGGAGAGAUCGUCAUCGACUACACGCUCUGGUAUUUUAUCGAUACGGUAGUUGUUUCGCACUUGACCGGUUUUGACCGUUCUAUCUCACAUGCUCAUGAAAAUUCAUGUCGUUAAUGAUA
This is a messenger RNA of Serpula lacrymans var. lacrymans S7.9, 1753 nucleotides long. RefSeq lists its product as uncharacterized. The transcript is spliced from 2 exons. Gene Ontology annotation, molecular function: ubiquitin ligase activator activity; protein binding; anaphase-promoting complex binding. Gene Ontology annotation, biological process: anaphase-promoting complex-dependent catabolic process; positive regulation of anaphase-promoting complex-dependent catabolic process; positive regulation of ubiquitin protein ligase activity. The coding region runs from base 1 to 1683 and encodes 560 amino acids. The record is from RefSeq and is a predicted model, not a curated record. NCBI's taxonomy places the organism in Eukaryota, Fungi, Basidiomycota, Agaricomycetes, Boletales, Serpulaceae. Gene Ontology annotation, cellular component: anaphase-promoting complex.